Messenger RNA from Glarea lozoyensis ATCC 20868, 1002 nucleotides. RefSeq lists its product as uncharacterized. The record is from RefSeq and is a predicted model, not a curated record. The transcript has a single exon. NCBI's taxonomy places the organism in Eukaryota, Fungi, Ascomycota, Leotiomycetes, Helotiales, Helotiaceae. The coding region runs from base 1 to 1002 and encodes 333 amino acids.
AUGAAGAAUAAUGACGACAUUCCAACACAUCUGAUUGAAAUUGGAACAACAGAGUGGCGACUCUGUCAUACUGCUAAGGAAGCACGUACAAAACGUGUCAAAUUCGUCGCCUUGAGUUACAGGUCACUAAAUGUACCAUUCAUACGUUCUUUAACGUCGACAGAACCCCAUUUUUUGAAGAGGCCAGAAAAUCUUUGCCCUCCCUCAACUCUUCCAGGAUGCAAUGGAAGUUGCUGUCUACCUAGGAGUUCGCCGGAAGAUUGGUCAUAUGAAAGUGCGAGAAUGACAAAUGUCUACGCCAACUCCUAUUGCACAAUUGCUGCUGCAGCUUCAGUAGAUCCUAACAAUAGCCUUUUCAAAGAGAGAAGCCUAGAGGACAUCCUACCAGGGAUUGCUGAAUGCAACACGACUCAAGGCAACGUCCCUGUCAUUGGGACUUUUGCCAUACUAGAAAGAGACUCAUGGGAUAGAGAAUUUAAGGCCUCUGUGCUUCAAUUACGCGGAUGGUGCUUUCAAGAACGAAUUCGUGCGCCCAGAACAAUCCACUUUGCCACUCCACAGCUCUUAUGGGAAUGCGAUGCCAUCCUCCAGAACGAAAUCUUUCGGAAUAAGUUUCCAUAUCCCAGGCUAGCACCAACUAUCCGCGUACCAUCCAUACGGCAGUCAGACCAAAAUGAGAACGACAUUCUCGCGAGUGGGAUUGUCUUCAAGGAAUGGGCGAAUAUAAUCGAAAGCUACAGCCGGUGUGCUUUGACUAAAGCGAAUGACAAGCUCGUUACCAUUUCAGGCUUGACAUCUCUCUAUCAUAAGAGAACUAACGAUAAUUACUUCGCCGAAAUAUGGCAAUAUAAUCUGCUCGUUUACUUGUUGUGGAUAUCUGGCCCCUCUCGCAACUGGGAAAGACCGUAUGGAGACUCUAUUGGAGCUAAUCCUGCGGAGAUAUUCAACCGAUGCACCAGUUCAUUCAUAUGUUCCACCUUCAUCUUCAUGGGCGAGCCAUGA